This is a messenger RNA of Neolamprologus brichardi, 1602 nucleotides long. The record is from RefSeq and is a predicted model, not a curated record. NCBI's taxonomy places the organism in Eukaryota, Metazoa, Chordata, Actinopteri, Cichliformes, Cichlidae.
UCACAUAUGUGUGAGGAGUGCGGCAGUGAAUUUAUCUCAUUGGGAAACUUAUCGACUCACAUUCAACGGUAUCACACUGAAGAGAGACCGCACCAUUGUCAGCAAUGUGACAAAGGGUUUGUGACCCGAGGAGAAUUAAAGAGUCAUCAGAGGGUUCACACAGGAGAAAAGCCCUACAGCUGCGGUGAGUGUGGGAAAAGUUUUUCACAGCUUUCCAGUCUUAUCUAUCACCAGCGCAUCCACACUGGAGUGAAACCGUUCAGCUGUGAGGAGUGUGGAAGGAGUUUCACUCGACUAUAUUAUUUAAAGGUCCACAAGAACAUCCACACAAAAGAAAUGAUUUUCUCCUGUGACCAGUGUGGGAAAACAUUCACCUUGCUGCAACAGCUGAGAAUCCACAUACGUAUUCACACUGGAGAAAAACCAUACCAGUGCAGACACUGUGAUAAGACUUUUAAUUCACAGGGUCCCCGCACAGUACAUGAACGCAUCCACACUGGAACGAGACCGUACAGCUGUGAGGAGUGUGGGAAGUGUUUCACUCAAUUAGGUCAUCUAAAGGUGCACAGGAACCGCCACACAAAAGAAAUGCUUUUCUCCUGUGAGCAGUGCGGUAAAGAUUUCUCUUCAUCAUCUAACCUUAGAAGGCAUGUUGUUAUGCACACCGGAGAGAAAUUGCACAGAUGUGACCAGUGUGGGAAAACAUUCACCUUGCUGCAACAGCUGAGAAUCCACAUACGUAUUCACACUGGAGAAAAACCAUACAAGUGCAGACACUGUGACAAGACUUUUAGUUCACAUACUCAGCGCACAGCACAUGAACGCAUCCACACUGGAACGAGACCGUAUAGCUGUGAGUUGUGUGGGAAGUGUUUCACUCAAUUAGGUCAUCUAAAGUUUCACAGGAACAUCCACACAAAAGAAAUGCUUUUCUCCUGCGAGCUGUGCGGGAAGGUCUUCACUUCUUGUGGCGCAUUUAAUUAUCAUAAAAGGAUCCACCGAAAGAAACAGCAAUAAUGUGCACUUUGCGGAAAAAAUUUGAAAGGGUACAAAGUCACUGCUGUACUCUCACUGAAGAUACAAUCUGAAAGUGUAAAAACGCUGUAAACAAACCUUCAUUGAGCAGUUGUGAUGUCAACAUACUUCGUCUUUCUUGUUUGCUUGUUUUAAAAAUGUUUUUGUUGUUGGGUGUUUUAUUUCAUUAAAAAAAAAUUCCUAGCAUUGGCAUGGUUUAAAAAAACCCAAAAACAUUUUUAUUAAUUUAUGUUCUGUUAUUUAAAACAGCCAUUUCAAUUCUUGGUUUCUAUUUUAGUGUGUUGUUUUAUGUUUUUAUUUAUUUAUUUUGAUAUGAGAUUUUAAUCAUUGGAUGCCAUUUUUUUUCUCUUUAAUUAUUUUAACACGUUUUCCAAAAGUAGAAAAGUCCAAACAACAUUUUUAAGGAUUUUAGAUUCAAAAAAGAGGAAAAGGAAGUGAAUUCUUCCUCAUUCCUAUCUCUGUUUUAUAUAAAGAAACACGUCCUUCCAAUUCAUGUAAUAUAGUUCUAUAAAUAUUGUUAUACAUUGAUCUAUAAUUACUUAACUACAGCUUUCCAAAGUGUAAACU